Messenger RNA from Etheostoma cragini (Arkansas darter), 2346 nucleotides. RefSeq names its product T-box transcription factor 20 (gene tbx20). The coding region runs from base 309 to 1631 and encodes 440 amino acids. Lineage: Eukaryota; Metazoa; Chordata; Actinopteri; Perciformes; Percidae. Gene Ontology annotation, cellular component: nucleus. The transcript has 8 exons. The record is from RefSeq and is a predicted model, not a curated record. Gene Ontology annotation, biological process: cell fate specification; vasculogenesis; heart looping. Gene Ontology annotation, molecular function: RNA polymerase II cis-regulatory region sequence-specific DNA binding; DNA-binding transcription factor activity, RNA polymerase II-specific.
CUCAGAUCUGGCACCGCAGGACAGUCAGUCCGCCUCCUUCGCCCUUCAACAUGCAGCCAACAAGACUUACAACUCGGCAGUGACAAGUGUUUCCAAAGUGGCGAGUCCUGCCCCGUUUCAGCGAGCAGACCGUGCGCAAAGAGCGAAAUCGAGGACAAACUGCGUCUUUUUCUUUUCGCCUUUUUCCUGGAGCCAAAAUCAGGCGGAGUUGAGCAAUUCUGCAGGAUUUCUUAUUAUUGUUAUUAUUAUUAUAAUUAUAAUUAUUAUUAUUUAAAGGGGACUAUUUUGGUCAAAGCCUUUUCACCGACAUGGAGUAUACGUCAUCCCCGAAACCGCAGCUGUCAUCCAGGGCGAACGCUUUCUCCAUAGCCGCCCUGAUGUCCAGUGGGAAGCCCAACAAGGACAAGGAGACGGAGGAGAACACCAUCAAGCCUCUCGAACAAUUUGUGGAGAAAUCGUCCUGCAACCAGCAGUCUCUGGCGGACCUGUCCUCCCUGGACGGACACGGGGACUUCAGCGGGAGCGCGCCCGCGGUGUGCACGGAGCCGCUCAUCCCCACCAAUCCCGGCAUCCCCAGCGAGGAGAUGGCGAAGAUCUCGUGCAGCCUGGAGACCAAAGAGCUGUGGGACAAAUUUCACGAGCUCGGCACCGAGAUGAUCAUCACCAAGUCUGGAAGGAGGAUGUUUCCCACCAUCAGGGUCUCUUUCUCCGGGGUGGACCAGGACUCCAAGUACAUCGUGUUGAUGGACAUCGUCCCGGUAGACAACAAGCGGUACCGGUACGCCUACCACCGCUCCUCCUGGCUGGUGGCCGGGAAGGCCGACCCUCCUCUGCCCGCCAGGUUGUACGUGCACCCGGACUCACCUUUCACUGGAGAGCAGCUCAUGAAGCAAAUGGUUUCCUUCGAGAAGGUCAAACUGACGAACAACGAAUUGGACCAGCACGGACAUAUCAUCCUCAACUCCAUGCACAAGUACCAGCCGCGGGUCCACAUCAUCAAGAAGAAGGACCACACCGCCUCGCUGCUCAACCUCAAGUCUGAGGAGUUCCGCACCUUCGUCUUCGUUGAGACCGUCUUCACCGCCGUCACGGCCUAUCAGAACCAGCUGAUCACUAAACUGAAGAUUGACAGCAACCCGUUCGCCAAAGGUUUCCGGGACUCGUCGCGGCUGACCGACAUGGAGAGCAGGGAAAGUGUUGAGAAUCUGAUCCACAAGCACUCGUACGCCCGGUCACCAAUCCGAACCUACGCUGGCGACGACGAGAACCUGAGCGAGGACGGACACACCGCACACACCAGAGGCUCGGCGUUCACCGCCUCAGACAACCUCUCCCUGAGCUCCUGGGUCACCACCACUUCAGGCUUCUCGGGCUUCCAGCACCCACAGUCCCUGUCGGCCAUGGGCACCGGCGCCGCCUCCUUGCCCCACCCCAUCCAGGGCUCCCUGCCCCCCUACAGCCGACUGGGCAUGCCGCUGACGCCCACCGCUCUGGCUGGAACCAUGCAGGGCAGUGGGCCUUCCUUCCCUUCCUUCCACAUGCCCCGCUACCACCACUACUUCCAGCAGGGGCCCUAUGCCGCCAUCCAGGGACUCCGCCACACCUCCACGGUCAUGACGCCCUUUGUAUGACUCCAUCAUGGGGAGGAGAUGGCAGAUCUUUGCUCUGAUUCCCAAUCCAGUGCAACCAGUUAUUUCUCAACUGCGCCUCAUCACUCCUCAUCCUGUUUGUAACUUUCCCCCUGGUCUUUGUAAAUAGUUCACCUGCUGCAAGUGAGGUGAAGAGAAUGUGGCGCACUGAUCCAGAAAAUCCCCCGAAAAAGGACUGUGACGAACUGCUGAUGUGUCCGCAGGUCCUGUGAUUUCUAUGAACCCUUUAGUGACAUGUACAAACACUUACAACCUCAAAACGAACUAUAAAGCCUGAUGUCAGACAAUACAAGGAGCUUGUUUGAUCUUGGCCCCCGGAGAACAGAAAGUGGAUCCUCAACCUAAACUUAUAUUAACAAUAUUUAGAAGACCCUCUGCAGGUGUAACAGUCCCUGUAGGGACUCCACCGGGGCUUUAAAGACAGCAGGUUGCUGCGUGAUCCAACAAUGCAUCCUAAGAUAAGGAUUGUUUGGAGAGACUCGUCCGAUGCUACAGUAUGUUGGACACCGAGGCAUAGUCGGAGUCUGUGAACAUUUCAGAAUCUCUAACCAAAUCUCAGCUUUCCUCUGCUUUCUAGAAACCAGCCACAUGUACAGUUCAGACUUCACACUCUGUUGAAGAUUAUGUCAGAAACACGCUGGAGUGCAUUGUACAAACUUGAAAAUGCAACAUUAACUCACUGUAGAGUGCAAAAAAA